This is a messenger RNA of Prionailurus viverrinus (fishing cat), 2741 nucleotides long. Its product is annotated as prostaglandin F synthase 1-like. NCBI's taxonomy places the organism in Eukaryota, Metazoa, Chordata, Mammalia, Carnivora, Felidae. Gene Ontology annotation, biological process: doxorubicin metabolic process; daunorubicin metabolic process; progesterone metabolic process. The transcript has 10 exons. The record is from RefSeq and is a predicted model, not a curated record. The coding region runs from base 346 to 1401 and encodes 351 amino acids. Gene Ontology annotation, molecular function: aldose reductase (NADPH) activity; androsterone dehydrogenase [NAD(P)+] activity; ketosteroid monooxygenase activity. Gene Ontology annotation, cellular component: cytosol.
UCAUGUGGGCUGAACCAUUUGGAAGGGCCAUGCAAGACCCAGGCUGUGUCCGGACCUCUGGAUAAGACCACACCUUCCCCUCCUAGACGGGCAUUCCCGCCUCCUGAAGUUCUUCUAGACGAAAGAAGCCACAACAAACUCUGUCCACGUCUCCGCUCCCAGGGAGUUCCGGCUUCCUCUCGACCAGCCGCAAAGCCUCUCCUGGGUGUCCCGAGCGGCACAUUGUUCUCCUCCGGAACCGUGGCGUUUGAUUCUCUGGUCUAUUUAACAAGGUCUUCUCUUGUACAAGAUUGUGACUUGGAGUUUCUUAUUUCUUUUAAUAAAAAGCCAGAAGAGUGGAAAGGGAUGAGCUCAGUGAAACUCUGCUCUGUAAAGCUGAACGAUGGGUUCUUCAUGCCCAUGCUGGGAUUUGGCACCUCUGCUCCUAAUAAGGUUGCUAAGAGUGAGGUGGAAGAGGCUGUCAUGAAAGCAAUCGAUGUAGGCUACCGCCAUUUUGACUCCGCUUACUUGUAUCUAAAUGAAGAAGAGAUUGGGAGGGCCAUCCGGAAGAAGAUCACUGAUGGCUCUGUGAAGAGAGAGGACGUAUUCUACACUUCAAAGGUGUGGGGAACCUUUUUACGUCCAGAAUUGGUUCGAACCAGCUUGGAAAUAUCGCUGAGGAAACUUCAGUUGAGCUAUGUGGAUCUUUAUCUUAUACAUAUCCCAGUACUUUUGAAGGCCAUGGAGAAGUGUAAGGAUUCAGGGCUGGCCAAGUCCAUCGGGGUGUCCAACUUCAACCGCAAGCAGCUGGAGAGGAUCCUGGACAAGCCCGGCCUCAGGUACAAGCCCGCGUGCAACCAGGUGGAGUGUCACCCUUACCUCAACCAGAGCAAACUGCUGGAGUUCUGCAAGCCCCAGGACAUCGUCUUGACUGCGUACGCGGCCUUGGGGUCCAACUCAGGGAAGGAAUGGCUGAGCAAGAACAACCCAGUUCUCCUGGAGGAUCCAGUGCUCAGUGCCAUUGCUGCAAGGCACAGGCGAACCCCAGCCCAGGUGGCCCUGUGCUACCAGCUGCAGCGGGGGGUGGUGGCCCUGGCCAAGAGCUUCAAUGAGGAGAGAAUGCGGGAGAACUUCCAGGUUCUGGAUUUCCAGUUGACACCAGAGGACAUGGAAAGUCUAGACAGUCUAAACAGGAACAUUCGCUAUUUUGUAGAUCCUUUGGAAGUAGCUCCUUCUACCGUAGACCCUGGGGAGCAGGACGGAGAAGAAGUCCAGUUAUUCCAAUCCACAAAGGGGUUGCCUCUUCUCGGAGGAAAGCGGCUGGGAAACACUGUCUCUUCCAGCCCUUCCGUCCCCCUUUCCCUUGGGACUCUAAUGUCCUGUGUCCCGACCCUGCUUGCGUUCCAGCGUCAACCGAUGUGAUGGCGUCCUUUGCGGGCACCCUCAACUAAUGCCUCUCUCCCUCUGCCUUACUCAUCGGUCUACAUGAAACCUGGUUAAAUCCCACUGUCUGCCUCCAUCGUCAGUUUUUCCCUCCCCACGAAGUUAUUCCUAGAGGUACUCAAACCUGCUCUCGUCUUUAAAAACACAAAAACCUCCCUUAGAGCCGACUUCACUCUACAUCCCGUUUCUCCUUUCACACGGAAACUUCCUGAAGAAGGCUGUCCUCGCUUCCUCUAGCUUCUCUCUUCCCCCGCUCUUCUGAACCCACGCCAACCAGACAUCUGCUGUCCACUUUGCCAAAACUCUUCUCGCCCAGGUCAGCCACGACCUCGUCUUGUUUUAGCGGGAGGAACACUCUUUCCUAGAAACACACUCCUGGCUUGCUUUCUGCACAGCCGAUCUGGUUUCCCCUUGUCUCCCUGGCCAUGUCCCUUGUCGUGUUCUUUGCAGGUUCCUCCGCAGCAGCUCGACCUCUUAACUUUGGGGUGACCAAGGGCGCCAUCCUUGGACCCCUUCUCUUUUCCGCCUGCACCCACAUCCUCGGUGGUUUAAUCUAGUCUCGUGCUUUAAACACAUCUAAAUAUACACUCCCCCAAAUUAUACCCGACCCCGACCUGAGCCCUGGACCAACGUUUGCAUAUCCCUUUAUUCCACGACACUUGGGUGUGUGACGGGCAUCUCAAAACCUGUCGUGUCUACACUGAGCUCCCAGUGGCAACUGCUCGCAGGUGCCCCCACCACACGCACCACAAACACGCUCACACCGAGGUCUUCCGGCUCAGGUAGGCAACUGGCUGCAGUCUGUUCUUCCGGCCUCUGUACCCGACGUCCAUGCCCAGCAGCCAGAGUGACGGGCACCCCUCUUCUUGACAUCCGGUAGCCUAUUGCACUCAGGGAGAAGGCCACCUUCCUUACAGCACCCGCAAGGGCCAGCAGGACGCUGCCUCCCUGGCCGUCUGCCUCCACGUCCUUCUGCUGUGCCCCGCUGACCCCACGCAGCCCGGUGGCCUCCUGGCCGUCCCCCUCAUACACCUGUGCCGGGGACCGUUCUCUCUCUGCCUGCGACACUCUUCCUCCCGCUCCUUCACCACGUUCACGUCCGCACUCAGGGCUCACCGCUGUGACACCUUCUCUGUCACCCUUCCUAAAAACGCAACCCUUUCUCUCCGCUCUGCGUUUUUGUGUUGAUAGUCCUCAUUAGCAUGCCAUCCAGGUUCUUGAUUUACCUUGCUUAUUUUCUGUUUACCUCGAUUGAAAUGCUAGAUUCCCAGGGUGGGAUUUUUAAAAUUCUGUCUCCCUGAGUGAUAAACACUGGUUGA